AUGAUUGGGAGCAUCGACUGUAUGCAUUGGCAAUGGAAGAAUUGUCCGACAGGUUGGGUUGGAGAAUAUAGUGGUAGGAAACAGAUCCCCACUAUCAUCCUGGAAGCAGUCGCAUCUUACGACACCUGGAUUUGGCACGCAUUCUUUGGAAUACCGGGGGCAUGCAAAGACCUCAACGUCUUGGCAAAGUAUCCGUUGUUUGAUGAGUUUACCGCCGGUAGAGCACCUCUGAUCCAAUUCCAAGUUAACAACAGAUUUCACAAUUUAGGGUACUAUCUCUCUGACGGGAUUUAUCCUCGAUGGGCGACUUUUUUGAAAACAAUUCGAAAUCCUACACGCCCCAAGGAAAUCGAGUUUGCAAAGGCUCAAAAGGGGUAUAGGAAGGAUGGAGAAAGAUGUUUUGGUUUAUUGCAGUCACGGUUUGGUAUUGUUAUAGGAGCUGCUCGUGGGUGGCAUAAAGAGGACAUUCGAUACAUCAUGUUGACUUGUAUUAUAUUACACAACAUGAUUGUCGAGGAUGAACGACCUGAAGACAUCGAUGAUGAGUUGGAGUCCAACGAUGAAGAGGAUAACAAUAUGAGGCCCAUGAUUGCUGAGGUAUGGGAGGGACCAACCGGUAGAGACUUUGAUCCUGUUGGUAGAGAUGCUCAUCAUAUGAACGGAUUCAUGGACCGCUACCAACAAAUUAGAUCUGAGCAUAGUCACUCCAACCUUCAGGAAGACCUCAUUCAACACUUUUGGGAAUUUCAAGGCAACAGGCGUAUCUAG
This is a messenger RNA of Rosa chinensis, 768 nucleotides long. RefSeq lists its product as uncharacterized. Lineage: Eukaryota; Viridiplantae; Streptophyta; Magnoliopsida; Rosales; Rosaceae. The transcript has a single exon. The record is from RefSeq and is a predicted model, not a curated record. The coding region runs from base 1 to 768 and encodes 255 amino acids.